This is a messenger RNA of Salvia miltiorrhiza (redroot sage), 2512 nucleotides long. RefSeq lists its product as uncharacterized. Bases 436 to 1050 code for a protein of 204 amino acids. Lineage: Eukaryota; Viridiplantae; Streptophyta; Magnoliopsida; Lamiales; Lamiaceae. The transcript is spliced from 5 exons. The record is from RefSeq and is a predicted model, not a curated record.
AGAAAAAAUUCAGAUCAGUUUUUAUAAUCAACAGCUCAAAAACUUGCAAUCCAAAACAUUGAUUAUCGUUUAAUGACAAUUUUGGUGAUAUUUUCAUCAUUCAUUUCUCUCUCUUCAUAAUAUGUUUUGAAAUCACUUCUUUAGUCAAGCAAUUGCAGCACUGAAUUUAAAUUUGUUUAUUUAAUCAGAUUUCAGACACAGUAAAUCCAGAUUUUCAAGUAAGAAAAAGCAAUAAAGAAAAUAAGAAAUUUGAAAACGGUUAAAACUCACCAACUACUUUUUCAUCUCUUUCAUCUUUUUCUCCCUUUUCUCAAUUUCUUUAAUUUUUAAUUUCACAGAGAAAGAAACGAAUUUUCAGUGAUGCAGAUUGAAGUGAAAGAGGAAUAAGGUUGAAUCGGAGAGAGAGAGAGAGAGUCAAUAACCGAAGAAACAGGCAUGGCCACAAAUGCUAAAUCGAGUAAUUUCGCGAAACUGAAGCCCGCUGUUGGAGAUGGGCCGUCUUCUUCAAAACCUAGAUUUGAUCCAUCUGCAUCGAAGAAGAAAUUUAUUGUGGGAUCAAUCAGGAAUUCUGCUGCUGAUUCCAAAAAUAGAUCCAUUUUCAGCGGUAGCUCCAAAAUGACGAAGAAAACAUUCACUCAAACGAAAGAUGAUAAGAAAACCGUGACUAGAACCAGAGAGAAGAAAGUGUAUUCUUUGCCUGGCCAGAAAUUUGAUGUCCCCGAAGAGCGGGAGCCAUUGAGAAUAUUUUACGAAUCAUUAUCCAAGCAGAUUCCUUCAAGUGAAAUGGCUGAAUUUUGGUUGAUGGAACACGGCAUGCUGUCACCUGAGAGAGCGAGGAGAGCUUACGAGAAGAAGCAGAGGAAGCAGAAACAGCUCCGUUCAGGUGCUCCCAUAAAAUCCCCGCCGCCCUCCACAUCAAGUAGACCCGAGAGCUCCAAGAAGCCGCAGCCAGUUCCCAAGAAUGGCGAAGUGAAAGCAAAGAAGCGGAUAAUGGAAGACAGCGAAGAUGAUGAUGAUUUCGUGCUAAGCCACAAGAGGAGAAGAGCUUGAACGAAGCAUAGUCGAAAAAGAAACCAUCUGUUUGUAACAGCUUCAGAUUUCUUGAUUUUACAGACAGGUGAAUGGUUAGAUCUUGGCAGCAAGAGUGGUGGCGGUCGAGCUUUAAAUGCUCGUUGCCACGGAGGCGCUGCAACGUGACCGUGUUAUGGAACAUCUGAGAGGAAGCAAACAGAGAGAUGCAGAAAAAAAGAGUGGAUGCUUAUGAUUCAGGUCAGAAAACACAAAUCUUAAUGUUGUAGUUACAUUUAGCUUUCAUAAAUACCACAUGGCUCUACAUGUGACACAAAUACAGAAGGAAAAGAAAUAUCUAACACUGCUCAAUAAAUACACACACACACAUUGAAACUUAGAUAAUAUUGAAAAAUAUGAUCCAAUGUUGAAACAUGGUCCUAACAUGAAUAUCUUCAAACUUCUUAUGUUAAACAACUGGACCAGUUUGCAUUGGCUGUUAUAGAUUGCUUGUUGCCUGAAUUGGAGAGUGGAGUUUGACAGCUCAUUGAUUAGAGAGAGAGAGAGAGAGGGAGUUACUAGAGUGGAUGGUGAGCAAUAAAUGUGUAGGGGGCCAUCACUGUUUUGGCAAUAGAUGGAAUAGGACAAAACACAGCUUUCUCUUAUGUGGCACACACUCACACACACACACACAACACACACUGAAGGUGAGAUUUUGGCAUGGUGAAAAAGUGAAACAUUUCAUCACAAACCAACAACACUGGGUGAAAAUUUGUCCAUGGCUGGGAGCGAGCUAAUUGUUAAAACAGGACCGUAACUUUCAGUGUUUUCAGAAAACUCACUACUCCCUCCGUUUUUUAUUAAGUGUCCCCAAUCAUCAAAAUAUACAUACCAAUAAAAUAAGAUAUUUUACAUUUGUAACCUUAGUGAUUGUCAUAAUAAAUGCAUAUAUACAACUAAUUAUUACAUUCAUACAAGUAUUAAAUAAGGAUAAAAUAGGAAAAAUGUCAUAAAUACACUCUCAAAUUUUGAAAUGGGACGAGAAACAAAAAAAUGAGCUAAAUGGGACACUUAUAAAAAAACGGAGGGAAUAUAUGUUACCGAAUUUGAAAAUGAGGAUUAUAGCUUCCAUUUUUUACAUUUACACUCCUAUUCCGGGCCAUGAUGGAAGCUAUAGUCCUCAUCUCGAUGUGUUAAAGAGUGUAAAUGUAAAAAAAUGGAAGUAAUAGUCCUUUUUCUGAAAAUACUAAAAUUUACGGUCUUGUUUUAAUAAUUUGCUCCCUGGAAGCUUAUAUCCACCAUACAAGAGCGUGCAAACGAAUCGAGCCGAGUGUACUCAUAAUAUGUUCAUCGAAUCGAGCUUCGAACAAAUUCUACGACCGGCUUCCAUUUCCAUACUUUUUAGGAACACUACAAUGUACAGUGUUUUAUGCUGUAAUUUUUGUCAUAUUUGGGGAAAAUAAAAUUUAUGGGUAUUUAUUAUUAUCCUUGAUUAAUUAAAAUU